Molecule: messenger RNA, 714 nt
Organism: Entrophospora sp. SA101
Lineage: Eukaryota; Fungi; Glomeromycota; Glomeromycetes; Entrophosporales; Entrophosporaceae
Source: the annotation of a GenBank genome assembly
AUGAGUUCAAAUUUUAAUAACAGCAACAAUCUAUAUAUUCCGACUUUAGAUUCUGACGAUUUUCUGUCUCAAACUGAAAAUGAUCUUGAAGAACUGUCUAUAUGGGAAAAGGCCGAAUUUAACAAUAGUCCAAUGGAUUAUUUAAAAGUUUCUCCAAAUUUUGAAGAUCAAGAUGUUUCAGCCAUGUUUUCAUCAUCUAAUAUGUCGACAAAUGUUAAAAAAAUGAGUUCAAAUUUUAAUAACAGCAACAAUCUAUAUAUUCCGACUUUAGAUUCUGACGAUUUUCUGUCUCAAACUGAAAAUGAUCUUGAAGAACUGUCUAUAUGGGAAAAGGCCGAAUUUAACAAUAAAUCGAUUAACCCUGACAAUGCAGCAAAAUUAGCAGCUGAAGAAGACAAAAGAAGAAGAAACACAGCUGCAUCUGCCAGAUUCCGUGUUAAAAAGAAAUUACGUGAACAGGUACUUGAAAGAAGCGCAAAAGAAAUGGCCUUAAAGGUGGAAUUGUACGAAGGAAAAAUCAAGGAACUUGAAUUGGAAAAUAAAUGGUUAAGAAGUUUAAUCGUUGAAAAAGAUGCUAGGUUGUUGGAUGUUGGACCUGCUGAUAAAAAACAAAAGUGUCAAAUAAGCAUACGUGUUACCAAUUGCAGCAAAGAACCACAUUUACCAGUAACUUUAGAUGGUACAGUGUGUGAUUCACCAAUCAAUGAGCCCUAG